CUUUAGCAGGCAGUUAUAGCUUGUGUCUUCAGUAGUGUUUUUGCUCUGUUUUAAUGAGAGGUUUUACCUUUAGGUGGGUGUGUUAGGGCUCAUAUGCUGGAUGUGAAUAUAUGGUGAAGUCUUUCACUCUCUCUUACCAUAGUAUCUCAUCUUAGUUUCCUUUGAAUCUCUCUCUCUCUUGCUCACACUGUGUGUGCAUACUCAUGGGGGAUUGGAGUUCGUUGGGGAAGUUGUUGGAGAGCGCUCAGGAGCACUCCACCGUGGUGGGAAAGGUCUGGCUGUCUGUGCUCUUCAUCUUCAGGAUCCUGGUUCUAGGAGCAGCAGCAGAGAAAGUCUGGGGUGAUGAGCAGUCAGGGUUCACGUGCGACACCAAGCAGCCCGGUUGUCAGAACGUCUGCUAUGACCGCACUUUUCCCAUCUCGCACAUCCGCUUCUGGGUCAUGCAGAUCAUCUUCGUGUCUGUUCCCACCCUAAUAUACCUGGGACACAUCCUGCACCUGCUACGCAUGGAGGACAAGCAUAAGCGCCUGGAUCAGGAAGGCACUGGGAAAGCAGCGAAGGUCCCAGCGACAAUUCGGGAUGAACAGGGGAAGAUCAGGCUGCAGGGGGCACUGCUUCGUACUUAUGUGCUCAAUGUUAUUUUCAAAACACUUCUGGAGGUGGGAUUUCUGGUGGCGCAAUACUUCUUGUACGGCUUCGAGCUCAAGCCCAUGUACACAUGCAGCAGCUGGCCGUGUCCCAAUACUGUAAACUGCUACAUCUCCCGCCCUACAGAGAAAACUAUCUUCAUCCUGUUCAUGCUAGCUGUAGCAUGCGUGUCACUUCUCCUCAAUUUAGUGGAGAUGUACCACCUUGGCUUCACCAAGUGUCGCCAGGGUCUCCGUUAUCGCCAUUCGCUCUCUGAAUCUUCCUCCAAAACACCUAGUGAGGAAGCUGUCAUUCCAUUUGUUGCCAGUUACCCCUAUUUCCCUGCUCAUGCCCCACCCCCUGAGCAUCAGUACAAACUCCCAGACAAUGACGGCUCAUUUCCUGCAUACUCCAGUCGCUCCGCCCAUAAACAGAACAACGAUAACCUUGCUGUUGAGCGCAUCACCACGGAGACCAAACCUGACCCUGUGGAAACCAAACCUGAUGAAACCAGGGUGAAGAAAACCUCAACCUCCGCCCCUGGAUCACCCUAUUUUCAGCGCAGGCCAAGCUAUGCUAGUCGCUAUAGCAACAACAAGAGCAGAUUGGAUGAUCUAAAGAUAUGAGAUACCUGUUUGUAUCUAAUCAACACCAGAAUUUCCUACAAUAAUUAGUCACCAGCUUUCAGCUUAGAGCUAACGUGACACGAGGGUAGUGUUACAGAAUUAGCCUUUUCAGAGUUUUUCAGAGAUGAAUGCGUGUUUUGAAGGAUGAAAUGACAGCAGUAAAACUAGUAGAAACUCAAAAGUGUAUGAUAAGAUGGGAAGAGAAACAGAAAGAGAGGCAAACUGGACUUAACUGACACGAUGGAGUUCCUCCCAAUGAUUCGGGGCCACAGCAUUUACCUUACUGCUCAUUUAAAAACUGUAGCUUGUGUCGCUGUUUACUACCAUUUAAUACAAUAUAUAAGCAUUAGACAUGUUUUUGUUCACCAGCAUCUGGACUGGCCAUCUCCGACCCUACCAGGACUUUAUACAGUGCUAAUAUUGUAGCACUAGUGUUUGCACUACUUUUUAAAAACGCUUUCACAACACCUAGCAUCCCAAUAUGAGACGUUCGGCUAGUGAAAAAGCAAUAUUAAUCCUUCUAAUAAACUGACCUUAGCCCUGCUGCUAUUCUACUACCUGAUUUUACACCGUUAUUGUGCUAGCAUUAGUGUUUGUUCUAUACUGAUAAUUUACAAGCAUUUCUUACAGUUUUAAGUACUUAAGCGUUUAAGAACUAAACCUCCCAAUCUUAUUGCUGGUUUAAAAGAAAUAUUUUAGAUGGGUAUUAUACAGCCAAUAGCCUUUUAUUUACUAGCAUUAUUAGUUUUAUUUUAUAGGAACCAGAACCUUCUGGUUUUCUGGUUUCCUAUUACUAGUAUUAACCAUAACAUUGUUUAAUUAACUUUAAUGUUUGAUCAUUUAACAUGUAAUUUGCUUGUUGGUGGUUUAUUCAUGGUUGAAUGUAAAUCAAAUCUUAAUGAAUUGCCAAAAGUUUAUUACUGUGUUCUUACUAUGUUUUUACUGUGUAUUGCCAUGGUAACUGCAGUCUGAGCCAACCUUUUUCU
This is a messenger RNA of Clarias gariepinus (North African catfish), 2239 nucleotides long. It is a transcript of the gene gja2, whose product is annotated as gap junction protein, alpha 2. Gene Ontology annotation, cellular component: connexin complex. The record is from RefSeq and is a predicted model, not a curated record. Gene Ontology annotation, biological process: cell communication. NCBI's taxonomy places the organism in Eukaryota, Metazoa, Chordata, Actinopteri, Siluriformes, Clariidae. Bases 204 to 1253 code for a protein of 349 amino acids. The transcript is spliced from 2 exons.